This is a messenger RNA of Anoplopoma fimbria (sablefish), 1643 nucleotides long. RefSeq names its product protein tyrosine phosphatase non-receptor type 18 (gene ptpn18). The coding region runs from base 109 to 1533 and encodes 474 amino acids. The transcript is spliced from 16 exons. Gene Ontology annotation, cellular component: nucleus; cytoplasm. Gene Ontology annotation, biological process: peptidyl-tyrosine dephosphorylation. NCBI's taxonomy places the organism in Eukaryota, Metazoa, Chordata, Actinopteri, Perciformes, Anoplopomatidae. Gene Ontology annotation, molecular function: non-membrane spanning protein tyrosine phosphatase activity. The record is from RefSeq and is a predicted model, not a curated record.
AGAGGGAGGUGCUCAAUUAUCGAGUUGAAUAAUUAACAGAACUGAGACAGCCAGCCAGACAGAAGGUCAGAGGAGGUCGGUCAGGUGUUGGAUGGUCAUCGAUGCGACAUGGAGCUGCUGUCCUCUCUGAAGACCUUUCUGAAGACCGUGGACAACGGGACUCUGGACCAGGAGUACAACAUGGUGCGUUCACAGACCUCGGUGUUGAAGAGAGAUCAGAGUUUGACCACUGAGGCCGGAGCUCUGAAGGAAAACAUCAAGAAGAACAGAUACAAAGACAUCCUGCCAUAUGACCAGUCUCGUGUGGUCUUGUCUCUACUGACAUCAGACUCAGACAGUGAUUACAUCAACGCCAGCUUUAUCAAGGGGGCGCUGUCAGACAACAGGUACAUCGCCUCUCAGGGGCCCCUCGCCUCCACUCUGACAGACUUCUGGAGGAUGAUCUGGGAGAACGACGUGAAGGUGAUAAUCAUGGCCUGCAGAGAAAUAGAGAUGGGAAAGAAGAAGUGUGAGUGUUACUGGUCUCCAGUUCACCAGUCAGCUGAGUUUGGACCCUUUACUGUCUGCAAUCAGGAGGAGACGCGUCCUGAUGAAGACGUGGUGAUCAGAGUUCUGACUGUUUCCUACCAACAGGACAGUCGUUCACUGACUCAGUAUCAGUUCCUCUCUUGGCCGGAUCAUGACGUUCCCUACGAGGCUGCAGGAGUCCUGGAUCUACUGGAGAAAGUCAGAGAGAGUCGAGGAACACACACCUCCCCUCUGCUGAUCCACUGCAGUGCGGGUUGUGGGAGAACCGGAGUCAUCUGUGCUCUCGACUACAUCUAUGACCUGCUGGUUACCAAGCAGAUCAACAAAGACUUCAGCAUCAUGCAGAUCGUCAUGGAGAUCAGGAGACAAAGACCUUCUGCUGUCCAGACAAAGGAGCAGUAUCAGUUCAUCUUCACUGCAGCCACCUGCAUGUUGGAACAGGUGCUCCAGUCGCCCGGCCUUCGUCGGCUCUACAGUAACAGGUCUGAGCUGAAGACACAAGAACAGAAAACCACAGGGACACCUUCAUCUUCCUCCAAGAGACUCCCACCGCAGAAGACCAUGAACGACACCUACGCUGUGGUCAACAAGCCCAGACAGCCCCACCCACCUGCUGCUGACCCCGCCCACUCCGCCGUAGCCACGCCCACAUCCAGGACGCUGCCCGCCUCCCAUCACUAUGACAACGACUCCUCCGGAGCGUCGGCGGCUCCCAUCUACAGCACCGUCAGACCGAGAGCCAAACCUAACAGCCUGCCGCCCUCCACCACGCCACACUAUGACAUGCCAUCGCCAACCAAUCACAGGCCAGGGGAGGGGCCGCCGUCGCUAGGCAACAGCAGAGAGUAUCACCUGAGUCCAGCUGACGAUGACUAUGAAGACUUCUCCUCCGUCUCUGACAUCAGCGGCCUCGGCUCACCUGGUGGCAUCGGGUUUAACUGUCGGAUUCAGAAACCCAGAGGACCCAGAGACCCUCCAGCUGAGUGGAGCCGACUGGAGAGAUGAACUGGUCAGACUGGUCCUCACUGGUUACCUCCUGGUUAUCUCCUGGUUAUCUCCUGGUUAUCUACUGGUUAUCUUCUGGUCAUUUUUAUCAGAUGAACUGAACCUGUUAA